Messenger RNA from Pediculus humanus corporis (human body louse), 1179 nucleotides. Its product is annotated as M-phase inducer phosphatase, putative. The record is from RefSeq and is a predicted model, not a curated record. Gene Ontology annotation, biological process: positive regulation of G2/M transition of mitotic cell cycle; protein dephosphorylation; positive regulation of G2/MI transition of meiotic cell cycle. Lineage: Eukaryota; Metazoa; Arthropoda; Insecta; Psocodea; Pediculidae. The transcript is spliced from 5 exons. Gene Ontology annotation, cellular component: cytoplasm; nucleus. The coding region runs from base 1 to 1179 and encodes 392 amino acids. Gene Ontology annotation, molecular function: protein tyrosine phosphatase activity.
AUGAAAAUGUCCAUUCUUCGAACGAUAGUUUUACAAUUCUCCAAUUAUAAAAAUAAAAAAGAAAAAUCAAAUACUUUAAGUUUUGGUUUUCCUGGUUCGUUCGAUGAUGGAUUUCUUGAUGUUUGGGAUUUGGAAAAAUCAUUCACGGAUGAAAAUGAAGAGUUACCCAUGGGUUUGGGAAAUUUAUUGAAAGGUCCACUACUGGGAAAUUCAAACGGAGGGAAAACCGAAGAGGAAAAAGGAAAUUGUAGCAGACCCCCACUUCGUAGAUUUAAUUCAUUGGCGGAAAAUUACACGUCGUCUCCAGCAUCGAGCAGAGCUAGAGUGGGAUUAUUCCGGGACGAAACGGUAUCGAAACAAUCACCCGGGGAAAAGUUACCCUUUAAAAGACCCAGGGAAAUAGAUUCUAAUUCUUGCAAGAGAAGAAAAUCGAAUUCAUUACACACGAUACCUGAUAAAGUACUUAAAGACGCAUAUAAAUCUAGGUACAAGUUACAAAGAAGCAUAUCCGAAACUGCUGCCUCAUCUUUAGCACUCACGCUUCAUAAAUCUGAUUUAAUAGCAGAUUUUUCACGGCCAUAUGCUUUGCCAUUUGUUUCCGGUCGUCAUGAGGAUUUGAAAAGCAUAACAUCGGAAACUUUAGCAAGUUUAAUUAAUGGAGAAUUUAAUGCCAAAGUCAAUUCAUUUAAAAUAAUAGAUUGCAGGUAUCCUUACGAAUACGAUGGUGGACACAUAAUAGGUUCUAUUAAUUUAUAUACAAAGGAACAAGUGGAAGAAGAAUUUUUUGAUAAUAAGGGACCUCUCGAUGCGGCCGAUCCUUCUUCUUCUUCUUCUUCCGAUGAGAAUGAUGGUUUAAAUGAAAAAAGAAAUAUUUUAAUAUUUCAUUGUGAAUUUUCUCUCGAAAGAGGACCUGCUUUGUAUCGCUUCCUACGUCGAUGCGACAGAAAUCUUAGCAAUUAUCCAUCUCUUCAUUAUCCGGAAGUGUACCUACUUCACGGCGGUUACAAAUCAUUUUUUUCAACGCACAAAUCAUUAUGCGAACCUUGUUUCUAUCAACCCAUGGUUGAUCCCAAACACGAAAACGACCUUAAAAAAUUUCGUGUUAAAUCAAAUUCGUGGAGUGGGGAUAAUAAAAAACAAACGUUUAGGUCUGGACUUAAAAGACUGGGUUUAUUUUAA